Molecule: messenger RNA, 1971 nt
Organism: Rhopalosiphum maidis (corn leaf aphid)
Lineage: Eukaryota; Metazoa; Arthropoda; Insecta; Hemiptera; Aphididae
Gene: Moca-cyp
Product: peptidyl-prolyl cis-trans isomerase cyp11
Exons: 9
Coding region: 265-1914 (549 amino acids)
Biological process (GO): protein peptidyl-prolyl isomerization
Cellular component (GO): intracellular membrane-bounded organelle
Molecular function (GO): peptidyl-prolyl cis-trans isomerase activity
Source: RefSeq, a predicted model, not a curated record
CACCGACACACGGUCACUGUGUAUCUUGUACGCUCAUGUUGUUUUUACAGAACGUGUUGUUUGCCGCUGUGUUAUUAUUUAGUUUAUGAUAUUUUUCUAUUAUGAUUUUCGAUUUCCUUAUUGUUUAAUUUUUAGUCCUUAGUGGUUUAGUACAGUAUAGUACAUUCCUACUUCAGUUUGCGAUACACGGAGAAUCGCUCGGAUUAAGAAUUACUCAGAUUUUAUUACUUUAGAUCGCUGGUAUAUCGUAAUUAAGUUUUCAUAAUGGGAGUUGACACUGAAUUAGUAAAGACACAUGUUCGUCCUAGGUGUUUUAUGGAUGUAGCUGUUGAUAAUAUUCUUUUGGGUCGUAUUGUGUUUGAACUGUUUGACGACUUUUGUCCUCUAACUUGUGAAAAUUUCCGAGCAUUGUGUACAGGCGAAAAAGGUUUGGGUAAAACUACUGGUAAACCUUUGCAUUUCCAAGGUGUAAUAUUUCAUCGCGUUGUUAAAUCAUUCAUGGUUCAAUGUGGAGAUUUUUCAACUGGAAAUGGUACAGGUGGUGAAUCUAUAUUUGGAGGAACUUUUCCAGAUGAAAAUUUUGAUUUGAAACAUGACCAACCAUUUUUACUUUCAAUGGCUAAUCGAGGACCAGAUACAAAUGGUUCUCAAUUUUUUAUAACAACUCAACCAACUCCUCACCUAGAUGGUAUACAUGUGGUAUUUGGAAGAGUGGUUUCUGGCCAGCCGGUUGUUAUGCAGAUUGAGGAACUUGGGGUUGACAAAAAUUCACGACCACUUCAGGAUGCAAAGGUGGUGAAAUGUGGAGAGCUUAUAUUGAAGUCUAAAAUUAAACAAGAAACUGAGAAAAGUGCAUCUGAUAGUGAAACAAGUUCAGGAUCAGACGAUGACAAAAAAAGAAAACGAAAGAAAAAGAAGAAGGAAAAAGAAUCAAAAAGAAAAACAGAAAAGAAAUCGGACCGUUUAAAGGAAGAAAAUGAUGAUGCUGAUGCAGAUGGUCAGCUACAUCCACUUGUAUCUGUUUCUAAUAUUGACCCUGAAGAAAUUCCAGCUGGACCCCCUAAUAGAUUUUUGUCUCGAGGCGGUCCUUCAUCUAUGUUUCUUAUGAAACCACAAAAAGAUAAUGAUGACAGACCAAAGAAAAGAAACAGAAUUCGUGGUGUUACAAAAUCUGGCCGUAUUGUUAAAGGUCGCGGAACUCUCAGAUUUCGAACUCCAUCUCGUAGUAGGUCUAGAAGUUACACUCCGCCUCAUUGGAGACAAGAACAAAAAAAAAUGAUAACAUUCAAUGAAUUUGAAAAAUUAGAGAUUGAACGUAAAGAAAAAGAAGAAGAAAUUAAAAGACGUGAAGAAGCCAGGAAAAAGAGGCACGAAGAAAGAGAGAAACGUGAGAAAAGUAAAAACGGACAAACACCUCCUGGAUCUCCACCUAAGGGUUCUGACAAACAAAGUGAUAAAAUUGAAAUUGACAUGAUGGCUAAUAUUGAAGAUGUAUUUCAAAUUAUACGUGAUCGCAAUAUAAAAAAUGGUUCAGAUAAUCGUGAUCAUAAAAAAGCAGACCAACGUUUAAGUGAUAUUAAAAAAAAAAGCAAAGGAGAUAAUAGAGAAAAAUUUCAAAAAAUGGAAAAGAAGUUUGAUAGACGUUCUAGGAGCCGUUCACCAAAACGUCGUUUUGAUGACAAUUUUCGCCGAGAUCGGGUGCAAAGAGAUGGAAAUAGAUAUCGCAAAGAUGAUAGGUACAACAAUAAAUCAACACAAGAAAGACAAAGGAAUCGUUCUAGGGAUAGAGAACAUUUUGACAAGAAAAAGAAACACCAUCGCAGAUCAAGCUCUAGUUCUUCGGAAGAUCGUAAAAGUAAAAAAAAAGUUAAGAAUGAAAAUAGUUUUAGUUUAUCACCUGAAGUUAAAGAUUAAAUUAUAAAUAUUUUUUGCUAUUUUAUAAAAAAAAAUAAACUAGCUAAUUGAACUUAA